UCCACAACCACACACAGUUCUCGCAAGAAGCUCAAUCCGAUCACUCCAAUCCCAAACAGUCAAUACAGACCAAACUAUUUCAAAAUGUUCAAGUUGGUGGUAUUGUCUGCUCUCCUCGCCGUAGCUGCUGCCCGUCCCGGUCACCUGCUGGAGUCCUCCCCCGUGGUCUAUUCCGCCCCGGCUACCACAACCAUCGUGCAGGAGCCCUACCUGGCCAAUGUUGGUUCCGUGGUAAAGAGCGUUCCCACCUCUGUCUCCCACCAGAGCCAGUCGGUGGUCCACAGCUCUGCCCAUGUCGUCCAGGAUGUUGUCGCCCCCGUGGUCAAGACCUAUGCAGCUCCCGUCGUCCACACCAGCUACGCUGCUGCUGCCCCUGUUUACCAGACGACCUACGCCGCUGCCGCCCCAGUGGUGCACACCAGCUAUGCGGCCGCCGUUCCCGUUGUGGCCAGCCACUAUUCUGCAGUGGCCGCCUCCUCGCCGCUGACCUACACCGCCACCGGUGUGUGGUAGAGCGCCGCGCCGCACCAUUUGCUUCCAGGUGACCAGGAUUCAUGGACUGUUGGACGGUUUUGUGAUACGAAUUUUAAAUAAAAAUAAAUGUUUUUGCUUUCGAAA
This is a messenger RNA of Drosophila miranda, 618 nucleotides long. Its product is annotated as cuticle protein LPCP-23. The record is from RefSeq and is a predicted model, not a curated record. The transcript has a single exon. Bases 85 to 513 code for a protein of 142 amino acids. Lineage: Eukaryota; Metazoa; Arthropoda; Insecta; Diptera; Drosophilidae.